GCUGAUAUUUCUUCCACCCAGCUGGAGAAGGGCAGCUCCGAUCAGAUGUUUAUUCUCCAUGAUCCGAAGCUUUGGGAAACACACACUCUGAUGACUGCCAUUGGGCCUGUGGAAGCCAUGCAGGCAUGUCGAAGCAUGUGGCAGGGCUUCUGGAAACUGUUCCAGCCUUGGAGGCUCCGUCCUGGCCACCCCGACACCUCAUCGGUGAAAUGGCUGCAACCACUGAAAGGGAUGAAGAUGGAAGAGGACGAGACCCUGCGGGGCAGCCUACCACAUCGAGCCAUGGCCUUAGCAGUGGAGGCCAAUGAUGAAGAACUCAGCCUGAAGCUGCAGUGGGAAGGGGCAGGACAGAUGAAGUGCGUAUGCCUCCUGAUGGCAGAAGAUGGCAAGCUUUUAGGAACACUUUGGGAAGGCCAUUCUGAAGAACUGGGCUUGCGGUAUCACUCCAAAACGCCCUCCUACCAUGAGGACACCGAUGACGAGGACGAGGACACAGUGUUGCUGGGCGAUCAGUUGUCCCUGCGCUUGGGCCAAGUCUCCAAGGAGGUCUUCGCGCUGGCAGUCGUCCUGGUUGGUAGUCAGGCACAAGCUUCUUGGGCAUCUGCUGAUGUACUGAGCCACUUUCAGGAGCUCACGCUGAGUCUGCGGCGGGAAGAGCAACGGCUUUGGAAGUACCGACAGCGGAGGUUGCGCCAAGAGGCCAACGCCUUGUGCAGCUGUAUCUUCUACCGUGGCCCGGGCCGGACUUGGCGCAUGGAGCCCAUGAACAUGGCAAUGCUCUUGAUGCACCUCAAUGAGGUGCAGGCGACGCCCAGCUUCGCUGUGUCGGAGAUUGCCCGCUUCACCGCACUGAAGCUGCGGUGGAUGGUCAAGGAUCGCCGUUGGAGCACCUGCAAGGAGGAAAGAGGUCUGGUGCAAGUGUUGCUCAUUGCUGUUCAUCGUUUCAAUGCUGCUGCUGCUGCUGCCGCCGCCACUGCAUGUGGACAGGCCUCCAUGAGCGCGGCAGCUGAGCGUGUACAGUCAGAGAAUUACGCGCAAGACCAGGAGCAAAGCAAUGGGAAAGGAUGUCCUUUAAGCACUGUAAGAGAUAUAUUCCUUCACUCAUUCCUCCUAGUCAACACUUUCAGAAUGGGUGGGUCUAGCGGUUUCAUUUGGUGACUCCCUCUGUGU
Durusdinium trenchii is the source of this 1170-nucleotide messenger RNA. NCBI's taxonomy places the organism in Eukaryota, Dinophyceae, Suessiales, Symbiodiniaceae. The record is from the annotation of a GenBank genome assembly.